AGCGUUCCCCAAACACACAGCAGCAGCAGACGCGAUUUCAAAGCGAAAGCAAACCCGUAAAAUACGUACUGAUCCAGCAGGGAGUUCCCCCCAACGGAAGCACACACAAUUGGAUAUUUUGACCUUAAACAGCAGCUGUGACAACCAACAUAUUGCUCAUCACGCGACGAGUUCCCCCAGAGAAAGAGAGGGAGAGUUCAAAGCAGAGAGAGAUAGAUAGAUAGCCCCAUCAUUAGAGCCGGAGAAUGAGCUAACUGAAAAGCGAAGAAGAGACGGUGAUUUUUGCGAGUGAUUAGCAGCGGAAAGAAACAACAUCAGACAGCAACAGCAACCACAGCGAAAGCUGAGGUAAUUCACACACAAAAACAUGGGCGUUCGUGUGAUAGAGACCGAUUCGGCCAGCGAUUCGUACGACGAUGACGACUGCUCCACAUGCCAGAUGGCGCAGGGUAAAGCCCCCCACAGCGGCAGCAAUAAGACGAAGCGGAAUACUCCGCCACCGGAAACCACCAUCUACGCCAGCAAGGAUCUGGUGGGCAACCACAAGGAGUAUCGCAUCGAGAACAACUCGCGGGAUCUGCGCAUCAUUGGCAACGGCAACCGGAUACGGAUAGUCAGCAAUUCCGGCAGCCUCCAGAUCAUUGGUAAUGCCACCCGCCUGAAGAUCCAGAACAACAGCGGAUCGUUGAAGUACACCGGAAACGAUGGACGCAUCUACCUGGGCAGUGAGUCGCCACAGCAGGCCGUGGACUACACGGGCUGCAAUGGUUUAUUGAAGGUGGUCAGGUCCCUGGAUCUGAGUGGCAAUAAGAAGCAGAAGCCCAGCACAAGAUCUCAGAAGGCCCAGAACAAGCCAAAGGCGGCUCCCACGGGCAUUGAGAUCGACAGCAAUCUCACCAUCGAGCACGGAGUAUCCGGAAACAUUGUGAUCAAGAAUGCCAUUAAUGUGAGCAUUUAGAAACGGGCAAAGGCGGAGGAGGAGGAGGAGGACGAGGAGCUUGAUCUCUAGUCAAAGACCAAAGAUUAGUGUAUCCAUCCCAAAAUCGUAUUGCUGCAACUCUUGCCCAGUUCCUACCGACUGCAAUUAGUCUUAUCUGUGACUUUCGACUGCUACAACUAGAGUAUUACCACAAACGCCACGUCGCUAGUCUAGAAUAUAUAUAUAUUCAUCAUGACCAUUUUUAGCCUAAAAUAAUGAUGUCCCCCGAUUAUGAUUAUGAGGGACUUAUUUAUAGCCACAACCAACGCACAAAGAACAAAAUGCCAGAGCUUCAUUCCGAGAAUGAAUACUAAACUAUAGUAACC
This is a messenger RNA of Drosophila serrata, 1305 nucleotides long. It is a transcript of the gene pirk, whose product is annotated as poor Imd response upon knock-in. NCBI's taxonomy places the organism in Eukaryota, Metazoa, Arthropoda, Insecta, Diptera, Drosophilidae. The record is from RefSeq and is a predicted model, not a curated record.